Molecule: messenger RNA, 2381 nt
Organism: Amoebophrya sp. A25
Lineage: Eukaryota; Dinophyceae; Syndiniales; Amoebophryaceae
Source: the annotation of a GenBank genome assembly
CACGACUUCUUUUGCCGGGAACCCAGCAGCCGUUACCCGAGCCAAGCCGCCUUGCAGCCCGCAGCAGCCGGCCAAGCCUCGCCGCUCUUACAGUUUCGCAUUUUGAGAAUCAAUCAGUACGAUGGAUUGUCAUGUUUACAUCUACAUCACCUUCAAGAGCAAUCAAUAGAAGCUUGUCGUACGCCAGGAAGUCAAGAUGGCAGCCGCAUUCUGUAUUCUGGAGAAGGACAUCACAAACCUCAAGGCGCAAUGGCAAUGCACAGUCUGCCCGCCAUCGUUGCAACCAGCAGGACUGUCACAAAUGUCUAGCAGUAUGCAACAGCAACUUCAUUCGAUUAUAUCCUUGGGAGGGACGACUAUGGAUACAGAUUUGCAAAAGAUAAAGUUGAAGCCCACUCCGUCUUCACUAAAGUUGAAGCCCACUUCCACUACAAUCACAACUACAACUACAACCACAACGACGCCAACUCCAAGUACAGCAGCUUCUAGAAGCAGAACAGUUGAUGAGGACACGGAUCAUGAAGAACGGUCAGACGAUUCCAUAAUAUGUCCAAGCAUCCCAGAGGAGCGCACGUGGACCUUGCUGCUUGGAGAUCAAGAGGCUUUUGACGCUGCGUCGAGAGGACAACAGAUUGCAGUUUUUGAACAUCAACAUCAGGAUCAGGUAAAUGGACUUGGAGUUGGACGGGAGCACGACCAGGAUUCAUCUUUGCGGUUUUUGUCAGUCACUUGGUGUAUGCAUUUGGAGGCUAGGAGAAGCAGCAAGGUUUCGAAUGCUUCAUCUACAACAGCAGGUUCCUCCGCAGACGAGCAGGAUGAACAGGGCAACAAGAACAACUCACACUCGACAAGGCAAACGACUACAACAUCAGCAUCAAGGACAUCAACGUCGACUACAAAAUCGAACAAAUUCUAUUCGAUGAUGAGGAAACUAUUUUUUAGUACCAGUUUGAUGAAGAUAUGUGGCACUAGUCAAGAAGAACAUCUUGUUCAAUGUUCUCAACAGCAAGUCGAGAAAAGACCUUGUGAGCCGCCAGCCGCAGUUCAUCAGCUCAGUAUGUCUGAAGUGCCUAAGAGCGACGACCCCGAAAAAACGCUUCUGCCGACGACGCUGGCCUGCAUGAGAUCCAGUGUGAUCAAUUAUGAUGUGAGUUUAUCGUCAACAAAUUAAGUAAGUAUAUUGAAUGUUAUAACUAAGUACGAGGCAGGUUAUUUUUGACGCUGCUACUAGUUGCAGUUGUAAGAACAAAAGAAAUCCAAAUCAACAUACUCUCGACUCGACCUACAGACCACCUAAGACACACCUCUUCUAGUACAACAUGCUCGAAUAUGAUCUGAUGUUGCAAGUGCAACAUCUAACACGACUUAAACUUACAACAAGGAUCAUGGACUUUCAAUCACCUCUCUUUCUCUAACUCCCAACCCGACAUAAUACACCUACUUAAGUACAACAAGAUAUUCAAUCACCUCUACUCAUCUUUCUCUAACUUUCACCCUUAUUGGAAUCACCUCUUUUUCUAACUCCCACACCUCUCUUUCUGUAACUCCCACACCUCUCUUUUUCUAACUCCCACACCUCUCUUUUUCUAACUCCCACCGCGCGUGAAGAAUCCGAGUCCGCACACCGUCGUUCUCAUCUCCUCCGCGACGAUUGAACUAGCGGCAACUGUUGCACUCGCUUGGCUAGUCCAGGAAGAGAGGUAUGCUUUAAGGGAUGCCUACUCUACUCUAUCCACGAGAAGUGGCGUGUCGGACUUAGCGACGUAUCGCAACGUCCUUCGUAUAUUGGAGAAGAGGACGUUGGGGAUUGAGUCGAUUGAUGGGGGUGAGGAGGCAUGGGAGUCUACUUGAGAAGAAUAGGAAGAUACUCAACAAGAUUGAUGUUUUCAGUCGCGGAUGACUGUUUCAAAAGAGGCUUUUGCUGUUACAGGUAGAAGUUUUAAUUUGGAAACGAAAACAAAAGGCUUUUGCUGUUACAGGUAGAAGUUUUAAUUUGGAAACGAAAACGAAAGGCUUUUGCUGUUUUUACAGGUAGAAGUUUUGAUUUGGAAACAAAAACGAAAGGCUUUUGCUGUUUUUACAGGUAGAAGUUUUGAUGAAAUUUCUAACAGCUAGUGGUAUUCUGAUUCUCCUCGAAAACAUAAGGGCGAAGGAAGACGCAUGAAUCGACAUUCUUUCUACUAGAAAAAUGAAGUCAACAUGUGUAUUUUUGCAGCAGUACAUUCAUCACCUACCACGUAACAUUUUCAAAGUACUACUUGGCAUUUGUAAGAGGAAGAAGAAGAAUAGCAUCGCAAUUUGAACGACGUAGCUGAUUCGGGUUGAGAAAAACAUUUGGGUUUUUUGCCAGAGUAAUGUUAAUGUUUGCCGGAUAUUGCGAC